UGCAAGUGUAAAUUUUAAAUUUAAAAUGAGUUUCAACAAAGUAAAAGAAGUCAUUGAAGAAGGAGAUGUGGUAAUUUUAUAUUUAGGACCUAGUAACAUGCAUUCAUUAGAAAUAAAACCACAAAUUGUCAACAAAAAAGGUAAAAUGGUUGACAACAUUUUUCAAACAAUAUAUGGAGCACUCAAAGUUUUUUCCCUUGUUGGACAAAAGUAUGGUACUAAGAUACAACUUUCACGUGGAUGGGGAUAUGUGCUGCAACCAACACCAGAACUUUGGACUUUAACAGUACCUCAUAGAACACAAAUUAUAUAUAGCCCUGACAUAAGUCUCAUUAUAUAUUUAAUGGAUUUAUCACCAGGAAGCACAGUUAUUGAAACAGGUACUGGAAGUGGCUCUCUUUCCCAUACGCUUAUUCGUGCAAUUCGCCCUCAUGGUCACCUUUAUACAUUUGAUUUUCAUGAGCAACGUGUAAAUAUUGCUCAAAUAGAGUUUGAAAGACAUGGUCUUUCUAAAUUUGUAACUUUAAAUCAUAAAGAUGUUUGUAUGGAAGGUUUUGGAGAACAAUUAGAGAAUAAAAUAGAUGCAAUUUUUUUGGAUCUUCCACAUCCAUGGUUGGCCAUUGACCAUGCAUUGUGUACUUUAAAAAAGUCAGGUGGAAAACUUUGUUCUUUUUCUCCUUGCAUUGAACAAGUUCAACGUACUUGUACAAAAUUAGUGUCAAAAGGAUUUACUGAGUUGAAUACAUAUGAAUGUUUGCAGAGAGAAGUAAAUGUACAAUACAGAAAUCUUUCUAUAUUAGAUUUAGAAUGCUUGAAAUAUGAGCAUGUAAACAAAGAUAUGGCACAACAAAGUGAAAAUGAAAAACAAGAACAAACAAAACUACUUACUGUAACGCAUGCUCGAUCUUUACCUGGUCAUACAGGAUUUAUUACAAUUGCUACAUUACCUCCAAUUUAUGCACGAAAGUUAGAUAUAAGUUCACAGUCUGAGAAAAUUACAGUCAAAGACUAA
Messenger RNA from Habropoda laboriosa, 1012 nucleotides. It is a transcript of the gene Trmt61, whose product is annotated as tRNA (adenine(58)-N(1))-methyltransferase catalytic subunit TRMT61A. The record is from RefSeq and is a predicted model, not a curated record. Lineage: Eukaryota; Metazoa; Arthropoda; Insecta; Hymenoptera; Apidae. The transcript has 5 exons. Gene Ontology annotation, cellular component: nucleus; tRNA (m1A) methyltransferase complex. Gene Ontology annotation, biological process: tRNA methylation. Bases 26 to 1012 code for a protein of 328 amino acids.